CGAGUGCAUUUUCAAAGAUACAAUUGAAAUCAAUGCGAUACCAUGAACGUAGCCGCGUCGGUGGUUUUUUCUUGAGUCAGUAGUGCCUGCCAAAGCGGGGGUGUAUCAUAUGGUUCUUGCGGGAGAGAAGUUACACUAGAUCCGCUCAAACUUCUCACGCAGACGAUAUGGAGCAAUUGUAUAUCAGUCGAUGCCGUUUGUGCAUUUUAAAACGCCCCACUUUUUCUCCACGCCUAUCUCUUCCUUGACCGAGAAUCAUGGUGUCCCCUUCGUCUUCUGACGCGGACUGGAAACAUGACGAGAAAAACGAUCAUGUCGUAGAGGUGUCGGCGAAGGAAGUCGAUACCGCGGCUCAAAUCCUAGCAGGGGCGUCCGAGGUUUUAGAUCCGAGGGAGGCAGAAAGGAUUAAGAAGAAGAUCGACCGACAUAUUCUUCCUUUGAUGUGCACUCUAUACUGGAUUCAAUUCAUGGAUAAGACAACGCUGGGAAGCUCUGCGAUUUUGGGUAUCAGAGAAUCGACGCAUCUUUCCACCAAUCAGUACAAUUGGCUUGGGACUAUAUUCUAUCUCAGCUAUCUCGUAUUCGAGUUUCCCCAGAAUCUCUGUCUCCAGCGCUUUCCUGUGGGAAGAUGGAUGAGCAUUAACAUCUUCAUAUGGGCCGUUGCCUUAUGCUGUCAUGCAGCCUGCAAGAAUUUCGCCGGUCUAUUUGCUGUGAGACUAAUUCUGGGCAUGUGUGAAGGGUCAAUCACUGCAGGAUUCAUGAUUGUCAGCUCCAUGUUCUACACGAGAAAAGAGCAAACGCUGAGAGUUGGUUAUUGGUUUUUGAUGAACGGAACCGGUAAGUCAAAAAGUUACCAGGCUAUUAUACGAGCGGAGGAUGAUCAAUUACCCCGGAUGACAGCUCAAAUUAUUUCGGGGUUCAUCAGCUUCGGUACCUUGCACAUUAAGACGGGAACAUUUGAACCUUGGCAAUGGCUCAUGAUAAUCACGGGUUUAAUCACUCUUAUUACGGCGAUUGCCUUCUGGUUCUUAUUCCCAAACUCGCCAACCAACGCGUGGUUCCUUACACCUGCCGAAAGGACAACUGCCAUCCAGAGAAUUAAGGAAAACCAAACUGGCGUUGAGAAUAAACACUUCAAAAAGGAACAGAUGAUAGAGGCAUUGACGGACCCGAAGACCUGGCUUUUUGCACUCUUUUCCGCUUUGGACAAUAUCCCCAACUCUCUGACGAAUCAGCGCACGAUAAUAGUAUCCUCUUUUGGAUUCAGUAAUCUGCAAACCACGCUCCUUAGUUGCGUGGAUGGCAUUGUUGAAAUUGUGACCAUCUGGACCGGAGUGACUAUUGCCUCACGUAUUCCGAAUAGCCGCGCAUAUGUUGGCGCGAUAUACAUGAUUCCCAACAUACUGGGUGUCUUUUUGGUCAAUUUCCUGCCUUGGAACGACAAAAUAGGGCUCCUUUUCUCAGUUUGGGUGACAGGUGUUGGAACCACCGGAUUUGUCUUAUCGCUAUCCUGGGUUUCUGCCGUAGUUUCCGGACAUACCAAAAAGGUUACGGUAAACGCAAUAAUGCUCUCAGCAUACUGCAUUGGAAAUUCUGCUGGACCCUUCAUGUGGCAAGCCAAGUAUAAGCCUCGCAAUCACAUUCCCUGGAUCAUCAUUGGGAUCUGCUACGUAUGCUGCAUGAGUCUGUUGCUAACGAUCCGAUUCCUCUUGUCCCGAGAAAAUCAGCGGCGGAACACUGAAUCCAGAGAUGGUGCUUACGAUGAUGUAUACAUUGAACGCCUCACGUCGGAUGGUAAGAAGGAAAUGAUCAAAGUGGACAAGGAAUUUCUGGAUCUAACAGAUGUCCAAAACCGUGAUUUCAGAUACGUACUUUGAAGCGUUACUUACACACAUGCACAAAUGGUGAACGAGAAAUACAAUUGUAGAACUAAAACAUUACAUCUCCUGCGCAAAAUAAAGUCGUAUAGUAUAAUAGAAACACCGCCAGCACUCAUCGACCUGAUAACCCGUUAUAGCAACCGUUAU
Molecule: messenger RNA, 2027 nt
Organism: Guyanagaster necrorhizus
Lineage: Eukaryota; Fungi; Basidiomycota; Agaricomycetes; Agaricales; Physalacriaceae
Product: MFS general substrate transporter
Exons: 18
Coding region: 258-1877 (539 amino acids)
Biological process (GO): transmembrane transport
Cellular component (GO): membrane
Molecular function (GO): transmembrane transporter activity
Source: RefSeq, a predicted model, not a curated record